Messenger RNA from Archocentrus centrarchus (flier cichlid), 1173 nucleotides. Its product is annotated as plexin A3-like. The record is from RefSeq and is a predicted model, not a curated record. The coding region runs from base 1 to 1173 and encodes 390 amino acids. Lineage: Eukaryota; Metazoa; Chordata; Actinopteri; Cichliformes; Cichlidae. Gene Ontology annotation, biological process: regulation of cell migration; semaphorin-plexin signaling pathway. Gene Ontology annotation, cellular component: semaphorin receptor complex; plasma membrane. Gene Ontology annotation, molecular function: semaphorin receptor activity; protein binding. The transcript has 6 exons.
AUGGUCUCCUGCUCCUCUCCUCUAGUGGUACCGGGCCUUCGACACCUCUCUCACUCAUCUGACUGCCACCAGAGGACAGGUGAGGUGUAUGUCGGAGCCGUCAACCGAGUGCUGAAGCUAUCGGCUAAUCUGACGGAGCUGAGGAGUCACAUGACCGGACCUGUGGAGGACAAUGCUAAAUGUUACCCUCCGCCCAGCGUCAGGUCCUGCGGCCAUCGACUGGAGAUGUCAGAUAACGUGAAUAAGCUCUUGCUGGUGGAUUAUAUCGGGAACAGACUGGUGGCAUGCGGCUCCAUCUGGCAGGGUGUCUGUCAGUUCCUCAGGCUGGAGGAUCUUUUCAAACUGGGGGAACCGCAUCACCGCAAGGAGCACUACCUGUCUGGAGCCAGAGAGGCUGAUGGGAUGGCAGGCGUGGUUGUUGAGGACGACUGGUUGGCUGACCCCAAGAGAAAAAAACCAGAGAAGGCCAAGAGCCACUUGUUCAUCGGGGCCGCCAUUGAUGGAAAGGCUGAAUAUUUCCCGACGCUCUCCAGCAGGAAGCUGGUGGUCGAUGAAGAAAGCGUCGAGAUGUUCUCACUGGUUUACCAGGAUGAGUUUGUUUCCUCACAGAUCAAGAUCCCCUCCGACACCCUGUCGCUCUAUCCCGCCUUUGACAUCUACUACGUCUACGGCUUCUCCAGUCGCACGUACGUGUACUUCCUGACGCUGCAGCUGGACACGCAGCUGACACAGAUGGAUGCCGGAGGAGAGAAGUUCUUCACGUCUAAGAUUGUGAGGAUGUGCUCCAACGACACGGAGUUCUACUCGUACGUGGAGUUUCCUCUGGGCUGCACAAAAGACGGCGUGGAGUACCGAUUGGUCCAGGCUGCCUACAAGCAGAAACCAGGGCGGCGGCUGGCACAAGCACUCGGCCUUUCUGAAAACGACGACAUCCUGUUUGUUGUCUUCUCACAGGGUCAGAAGAAUCGCUCCAACCCCCCCAGAGAGACGGUCCUCUGUCUGUUCACCCUCCAUGACAUCAACCUGGCCAUGAGAGAGAGGAUCCGCUCCUGUUACCGCGGAGAGGGACGACUCUCGUUACCGUGGUUACUCAACAAAGAGCUGCCCUGCAUCCACACUAAGGCAGCAGAGUUCACCCACUGUGACAGACUCUUGUCCCCGCACCACAGAUGA